AUGCUGGUUGCCCGUUUAGUGUCUCGUAAUUGUAGAAGGGCGUUUUCUUCGAAUUCCGAGAAUCACUUUCUUGAGUAUGUUGAUUUGAAGUCGAGGAAUGGCGAUAUCAACAAGGAAAAGUUCAGAAAUGAGGCAGGUUUUAGUUAUUUUGCAAAAUAAAUACUCUAAAAUUUAUAUACUUUUUAGAUAUAUAUACUAAUUAUUUUAGUUUGUAUUUGAAUUUAUUAGUUUGUUUUUAAUAUUAUUGUAGUCGUAUCUCUUAUUUCAGGCAGUUCUUGUAUAUUUCUCGGCUGGUUGGUGCUCUACGUGUAAGGAAUUGACUCCUAAGAUUAAGGUAUGGUUUACAUUGUUUUUAACUUUGCUGUUUAGAAGUUUUACGAAAACACGAAAGAUCAAGGGCUUGAUGUUGUGUGGGUGUCCAGAGAUCGUUCAGCUGAUGAUCAAGUCGAAUAUUAUGAAGAACAACUUCCUCCAUGGCCAUAUGUUCCCUUCGGGACAAAGGAUAUUAGGUAGAGAUGCUAUUUUUGUGUCUUUUACGGUUAAUUUGGAGUUGUUUUGACUUAAAACUAUAUAAAGAUUUGUCUGUUUAUUGUAGUUUUCAUGUUUUAUACUUAAUUGCAUCCAGAGCAAUGUAGUGUAACGCUUUUGAAUGGCUUAAGGUAAAAAAAAUUAAUUUCAGAGGAUUCCUGAAGCUGUUUGAGAUCAAGUCGAUUCCCACGUUGAUAUUGGUGGACAAAGAAGGUAAAGUAGUGGAUGAUGGAGCUCGAGUUCAGGUGGAAAAGAACUAUGAGACUGCCGAAGCUUCAUUGAAGGUUCUGAAGGAAUGGAGGAAGACUUUAGGGUUAAACUAA
Bursaphelenchus okinawaensis is the source of this 851-nucleotide messenger RNA. The record is from the annotation of a GenBank genome assembly. NCBI's taxonomy places the organism in Eukaryota, Metazoa, Nematoda, Chromadorea, Rhabditida, Aphelenchoididae.